Messenger RNA from Mesorhabditis spiculigera, 492 nucleotides. The record is from the annotation of a GenBank genome assembly. Lineage: Eukaryota; Metazoa; Nematoda; Chromadorea; Rhabditida; Rhabditidae.
AUGCUUUCCAUAUUCCUUGUGAUUUCUAUCAUAGCAUCGCUCCACGCGGAAAGCGUACAUUGGCAAUGGCGUGAGCUGGAAUGUACUCCCGACAAAGGCGACGCUGUGAAGACGACCGAUAAGAACCCGGCACCAUGUCACUUGACUCUUCGCGAAACCGAGUUCGACCCAGCUGGCCGCCCGACGACAGGAUUGCCAUGUUUCGACGAGACCACGAAUGGCACCCUGCGCACCUAUUGUAAUAUUGGAUGUCCACGAGCCGAUACGGCCUACAUGAUCAAAAGGGAGCCCCAGAACCAUCAUUUCUGCUUCGGACAUCUCACUUACAGAGUGGAGCGCCGCGGGAGCGAUUGGUUCGUUUGGCGCAGUGGGAAGUGCCGAACAGACGAGGUUAAACUAACUUAUCGUUGCGAAUUCUUGUUCCCCCGGAGUGAAUUUCUAAGCGACAAUGAUGUAUUCGCGAAAACCGCCCUCCACGGACUCACCGAUAAA